CUGUGUUGUGUCCCUUAUUUCGAUUUGUUUUUAUUUAUUUUCACAACUUAUUUAGGAAUUAAAUCAUUGUAAUAACACUAUGAAUUGAAAAAAUUGUCAUAUCACAUUCUAGAAAACAGUCAAAAUAAAUUAAUAAACAUGGCAGCAGCGUUUCAACAACAAAUAUUUGCUUUAGACGCUCGCUUCAAUGCUUACAGAGCUCCGAAUAAUCCCAACUUCAAAACCUUAUACAUACGAAGACGCAGUCAAUUGCUGAGAGAGAAUGCUAAAUUCAAAGACAUAGAGACAAUAAAGAAGUACCUCCACAUCCGGAGCCAGCUGCUGCAGCGCCGCUAUGGUGUCCAGGACAAUAUAUCAAUCAGCUCAGCUUCCUCACGCCAAAGAUCUAGUAGUAAGGCUAGUCUGGCGCUUGAUGACUUCCCACAGAGCUCCAACAACAAGAAGAAAAAUGAAAUGUCAAUAUCAGAGAACUAUGCAUUCACUGGAGUACACCAUAUUUUUGACCAGCACUCAGAGCAAGUGAGCGUAGUGAAGUUCGCCAACAACGACCGUUCUAAAUUAGCUUGUGCGUCACACGACGGCUCCGUGUCCAUCUGCGACGUGACGGCGUCCCCGCCGCGCGUCAGCUUCGUGCUGGAGGGACACACGCAGCCCGUCACAGGCUGCGACUGGUCGGCGUCGAACGAGCUGGUGGUGUCGGUGGGGCUGGACGGGCUGCUGGUGGUGUGGGACGUGUCGCGGCGCGUGCGCCUGCGCGCCGUGCGGGACCAGCUGCGCGCGCCGCUGCUCGCCGUCGCUUUCCAGCCCGCCAACAAUAAUAUGGUCAUUGCAGGAAAUGCGAAGGGGAUGGUGGAAGUGCUGAACGUGUCCACAGGAAUAUACCCGAGAGGCGGGAGCAGCAUUCUGGGCGGACGAGUGCUUUCGAUAGCUUGCGAAUCGAGCGGACGAAUGUUUUGGGCUGCUAACGACAAGGGCGUGAUAGUGAGCUACCGUCUGGAGGGCGCCGGGGGAGCGCUGAGCAAGUUGCGCCGCUGCUGCGUAGACGGCGCCGUGUCCUGCCUCAGCUGGAGCCCCUGGCUGGCGCGCCAUCCCGCGCUGCUCGCCAGCGUGGCCACCGACACGCUCUACCUGUUCAGGAUCGCGGAUCGCGACGGCACCUUGGCUCUAAAGAAGCGCUUCUCCACCAUGCACCGCGAGCACAGCGUGAAGUCCACCUUCUGUCCUAUCAUGUCGUUCCGGCGUGGCGUGUGCGUGGUGACGGGGAGCGAAGAUGCCACUGUAUACUUCUUGGACAUUGAAGGCACAUCUAAUCAGCCCGUAGUUAAUAAGCUGCAAGGGCACGCGUCGCCGGUGCUGGGCGUGAGCUUCAGCUACGACGAGAGCCUGCUGGCCACCAGCGACGCCUCCGGCCUCGUCAUCAUCUGGCGGCGACCCUGACUUCACGAACAAUAACCGAGUACCUGGUCAACGUGACAACUAUGACAUGAUUAAUGACAGAUGUAACGAAAAGUGACGUGAUCAUUUCCAUACAUUACUAAAGAUUCGUUUAUGUUGGCGUUCUCUACAAACAUUUGGCACUUGGCUAGGUUCAUGUGACAUUCGGAAACUCAUUCAAUUGUUUACCUUAUUCUCGUGCAAUAAAUUCCAAAUUCAACUUUUUUUUUUUAAUGUCACCUGUGGUUGUUAUGAAUUAGCCUGGAAUUACCGAUCUCUCCCACAGUUUGUAAACUAAACCGAGCCAUUUCCAACACCAUAUUCGUUAGGAAUUAUAUUUCCAGUUCCAAAAA
Molecule: messenger RNA, 1787 nt
Organism: Cydia strobilella
Lineage: Eukaryota; Metazoa; Arthropoda; Insecta; Lepidoptera; Tortricidae
Product: WD repeat-containing protein 13-like
Exons: 11
Coding region: 139-1437 (432 amino acids)
Cellular component (GO): nucleus
Molecular function (GO): promoter-specific chromatin binding; protein binding
Source: RefSeq, a predicted model, not a curated record